Messenger RNA from Hymenoscyphus albidus, 2219 nucleotides. Lineage: Eukaryota; Fungi; Ascomycota; Leotiomycetes; Helotiales; Helotiaceae. The record is from the annotation of a GenBank genome assembly.
UGAGUGGUAGAGAGAGGAGUGAAAUCCGAGUCCCUGCCACAACGUUCGCUGAACCGAACACACCCUAAAAAGACCAACAGACAACCUUGACUCUGCUUUGCUCCCCUGGUGUUUCCCUGUCGAGGAGAGCCUUGGGAACUGCAGCUUCUGAGCCUUGCCAUGUCCCUUCACAUAUAAAGUGCGUAGCCCCCAAAAAUGACUGUGGUAAGUGGUAUGUACAUGCUUGUGUCAAAUUCCUAAGAUUAUGGGCAUGACAAUAUCCUUUAUCUUGUUUUAUAAGUACGUAAAGCUUUCUUGAAUGCCACCUUAUUCAAGAAACCUGCGUUGCUUGAAUUCAAAAUCAUCCACGGCGAAAGAUAUACUCGUUGUCAAAGGAUCUGGCAAUCCUCUCAAGAUUUCGACAAUACGCCACAAGCUAAAGCAUCAUUAUAAUGAUGAAGUCUCAAAUCUCAGUUGCUUUUACAGUUCUACUGGGUACGGGUGUCUUGGGAUUGAAGGUCAGUGAGGGCUCGCCUUGUGCCCAUAUAUGCCUUGAGGGAACAGAUGUUUCCGAUCCUGUCUCUUCAAGUACUUUGGGAGAUGAGAUAGUAUGUCAAGACAAGUCCUUCAAUGAAACCUCCACGGGCCAGAAGUUCAAAUCGUGCUUGAACUGCUUGCAGAAUAGCACAGUGUCUGAGAAUGGAGGAAACGAUGUCAAAUGGUUCAUGUGUAAGGACUCCAAAAUCACAUGAAGCAAUGCCUACUGACUUUUCAAAUUCUAGACAACAUGCGCUUCGCAUUGGGCACAUGUUUAUUUGGGUUUCGAAAUAAUUCUGACGCUGUUUCUUCACCAUGCUCAACAUCAACAUCAUGUGUGCCGCUUCAGGGAGCCAUCGAACAUUCCAAUCUGGAUCCGGAUGAAAACCCAUACACAUUUUGUAACGCAGACAGCAAUUCCAUGAUGGGAACUACACUACAAAAAUGCGAACAAUGCCUCCAGAGUGGCAAGACGGAAGUAUAUCUCUCCAAUUGUAAGUUACAAUGUCCGUCCUAUUUGAGUAGAGGAAUUCUAAAGAAUUUUGCAACAGUCCUGAGGGCACUUAAAGGAGGAUGCACACAACGUCCCAAUCCCGGUAUGACGCUCGGUCUAGAUAGUACAGUCUUUACAACGAAAGCAGUCAAUGCAACCUUUACUGGCGAUAACCCAUUCCUCAAAGAGGAGAAACCUGCUUCCAAGAAGGGGCUGUCAACUGGCGCAAUCGUUGGAAUUGCAGUUGGGCUUGGGGCUCUGCUAGUUGCCGUCAUUCUCAUUUCUUAUUUAUAUUGUCGCAAUCGUCGCUCACCGAAAACAUUAAGAGGUCUCAACUCGGGGUUUGAUUCAAGAUUCGGCGCGUCAAACAUCACCUCCCCAAAUUCAGGAGCCUAUGGCAAUCCAUAUUCUACCAGCCCGCCACUCAACGUUGCUCCCAUGCAUAUUCCCUCACGCUCAAGAGAUCUAAAUGAGAUAAAAGACGAACAACACUGGCGAAAGAAAACCGAGCAUGCACAGCAAAUUCAACUACCACUCUACUCGCCCCCGUCUCAAAUUCCGACCCAUCAAGCUUAUAUUCCUCCAUCACCCACCGGAACUCAUUCAACACACUUUUCAAUCUCUCCACAUUCUUCUGCUAAGUCGAGUCCCGAAUACCCUUCACACCUCAUGACUCCAACCAAUCCGAGGUCUGUUCUUAGAACACCUCUUUCUUCACCACACUCCCGUAUAUCACCUCGUCAACCUCCUCCACUCUCAACUCUGAAUACCUCCAGAGGAAAUGAUAUUGCAAGUCCUAGUGUUGGACAAGACAGAAGAAAUGAUUUUGAGCUUGCCGAGAGGGAAAGGAGAGAGAGGGAAGCUCGUGGUGAAGUCAUUGCACCGAUUGAGAAGAGAGGAAAACGCGGUAAGAAGAAGAAAGACCGGAGCCCGGACAGUGCCGGAAGUGAUAUGAAUAACAAAUUAUGGUAAUGUGUUGCAUGAGAAGAAGAAGAGAGAAUAUACCCAGGAGUGUUUGGUUAUUAUUAUUUUUCCUUUUCGCAUACGAGGGCUUGGUUGACAAUUUGAAUGAGACAAGGCGGCUUUAAUUUUGGUUUGGGCGUCAGGUUAUGGUCUGGUUUACACUUACAAGGUGGCGGCGUAUGGAUAGUUUUCUGGAUAUCGAGUGUUAGAGGAUUAUAUCGGGGUACAUGGAUAUAUUAGCUUUGCU